Molecule: messenger RNA, 1652 nt
Organism: Melampsora larici-populina 98AG31
Lineage: Eukaryota; Fungi; Basidiomycota; Pucciniomycetes; Pucciniales; Melampsoraceae
Exons: 7
Coding region: 178-1434 (418 amino acids)
Source: RefSeq, a predicted model, not a curated record
CGAUAGAACACCUCCUUGGCUAUAAGCAGCUAUAAGCCCCUUAUUACAUCAAAGAUAAACAUAUUUUCAAUAAGAGAUCGAUCAAAACUUCUCAGUUAUCCUAUUCACUCUUUUCGACUUUUUCAUAAAACAAAUUUGCUUACUUGCCUGUUAUCUGAAUCAUCAACUCAACAAACAAUGGAAAAGUCUGAUCCAAAACCUGAUAAGCUUGCAUUCACAGAUGAAGAAAUUGUCGCUUUGAAGGGCUUUUGGACCCACCUUUUUGAUUUGUUGGAUUUGAAUUCAACAAACAGACCUGCUGACUCACCCAUUAACAAUGAAAUGAAAGAACUGAUUUCGAAACAUGGACCAGAGCGAUAUGCUGAAGCGCUUUGGAGGUUUACUAUGCUCGAUGAUCCAGACUACACCGUCAUCAGAUUUAUACGUGCUCGAAAGUUGAAUGUUAAGGAUUCUGUCAAGAUGUUUAUCGAGUGUUUGAAAUGGAGAAUCGAAUCUGAUAUAGAUGGACUGAUGGCGAAAGGUGCUCAUGGAAUCAUCAACCAAGAAGGUUAUGAUGGUGCAGCUUUCUUGCUUCAGAUCACAUCUGGCAAAACCUUUGUACAAGGAUUUAGCAAGAUCGACGGUCCUGUCUCUUAUAUAUUUCCUCGUCUUCACAAAACCUCCGAUCAGAGUGUAGAGGUGAUGACAGAUUUCAUCAACUAUGCUAUGGAAAAUGUACGCAUGUUCACUACCAACCUUCGUGCGAAGAAAAUCGCUAUCUUUGAUCUGAAAGGCUUUGGACUUGCUAACAUGGAUUGGAAGGCUGUGAUUUAUUUCAACAAAUGUCUCGAGGCUUAUUACCCUGAGUCCUUGAAACUCUUGAUCAUCCACAACGCUCCAUGGGUCUUUCAUGGAGUUUGGAAAGUCUUGGCUCCGAUGCUUGAUCCUAUUGUACGCUCGAAGAUCGUCUUUUCCAAGUCUAGUCAAGACUUGCUGAUGCAUAUCGACAAACGUUACCUACUCAAAGAAUUUGGAGGAGAGUCUACCUGGGUACCAUAUCAUCGUGAUUCCUCACCUUCUCAAGAAUUAGAUCAAACUAAGAAAGAAGAAUUAUUAAAUGAGAGAAAGGAGCUGGUAGCAAAGUACAUAGAAUUGACUAAUCAAUGGACAGAUCAAGGUUCUACCACAGAGGCUGAAUUAAGAAGCUUUCUUGCCUUGAUGAUGAGAGCUCAAGGUCUCUUACUAGAUCCAUAUCUUCGCGCUAAGACUUUCUACCAUCAUGAAGGAAACCUGUUACCGACUGGUCUUGUCGGGUUUUGCUCAGAGGCAGAACACACAGAUUGGGAGUAUAGGGGACAGGCAUGGUCUAGAGAAGAACUCUUAGCAAAGCUUGAAGAUAUGAAGACUAAGUUUAUUGGAAAUGGAGUUGAAUAUCCUAUCUUUAACCUAAAAUGAUCGAAAAUUGCUUUGCAUGGGUUAGCCUCUGGAUUGAUGAAGUUUGCUGUAAGAAGGUUUUGGCUUUGUCAUUCAACUUGUAUAGAAUUUGUUUCAUUUUCUAUCAUUUCUCAUUUCUCUAUCAUAUGCUUGUUGCUGAAGGAUUUGUUCGUUCUUAACAUUCGUUUUGUCAAACUUGUGUAAUUGAAUUGUCACAUUGGAAACUUGUUUGAAGAUCC